GGGGGUAGAAAUUAUUAGGCCUAUUGUAUCAUGUGUUUCUUUAAAUUUAAUUCCUGUCAUAAUGAGAUUAUAAAAGUUCAGAAAAAGGAGCAGAUCUCUCGAAUUAGAUAUCUAGAGUCUAGAAUCUAGAGAUUGUGAAUGAGAAUGUUCUCAUUCAUUUCACAAUAAAUGUGUUGGGCUUGGAUUGUGAAACCUGGCGCCUCAUUAAACAACCAUCAUAACCUGAAACUGAAAGGCCUGUAUGAGAUUGGGGUUGCUUGAGGCCAAACUGCUGAUCAUUGUCUGUCCCGAAAGAACACACACCAAAAAAAGUUAUACUGGGAUGCUACAGUUGGAAGUUUUCCCCACCAAGAAAACCAACAUGGAGCUUGCUGUUGACCAGACGUAGAAGCUUAGGUCUUCCUUGCAAGGCUUCAUCCAAGACCACAUUCUGCGGAUAAAUAGGCCCAGGAUCAUAUACAAGAGGGAUACGUUGUCCUUAAGAUUUUUGUCCUCUAGUGAUGGAACAACAUUAAUAUGGGAGACUGCACACACGGCUCUGGUAUGUGGCAAUCGACUGCACAUCAUCUCCCUUUGUAUAGGAAUUAUAAUUAUGAGGCAACGUGAUGAAAUCAGACGCUUAUCAAAAUAAUCGAAGUGAAGAAUCUGGCGUUUUUCUGCAGGUUCACUACUUGCAAUCUUGCCAUCAUCUACAGAGCAAUAUGCCUUUGAUCCUGCUCUGAUGCUCACUGCUUCCUCUGAUACUUUUGGCCAUAUGCUCCAAGCAUACACAUACAUUGACUUAGCUUAGAGCUACAGGACUUUGUGUGUCCAAUGGCUUCUAAUCCAUGUGUUGGUCUUAUGUCUGAAUGCCUUUGUGAAAAGUUUGUAAUUCAUAGCAAAAGGAUUACACUCCCAGAGCUUUCACAAAUGCCAGCAUUUAUUUACCACAAAAGCCCCCACCUUUUGAAAUCCAAAUAACAUCUUGGCUGAAAGUGAAAUAGCCCUUUGCAUGGCUGAUGCUCACUUUUGGUGAGUUCCAAAUGCUACCAUCGGAUUUGUUGAGGAGCUGAUGGUGAGAGGGAACAAGACUCUGGAAGAGCUGGGCAACUUAGUCAUAAAAAGAGGGGUUUUUUUUAGGAAAGCAGCUGUAAACCUCAUAAGCACAGCACUGGCAAAGAUUGUUCAAAUUCUCCUGAACUUGACUGGCUGAGGAACAAGAAAGUGAGGUGUGACCUGGAAAAAAAAGAAAUCCAGCUCUCUUGUCAAAAGCCAACUGCCUCUGCCUCUUUCGUCCAACUGAAGGAAGUCAGCAAGCUUUGUUGAGCGUGCACACCAUGACUGACUGCCUCUAUAGAUAUAUCUGAGGAGGAGAGUGGAGAGAGACUUAUCUACUGUUGCAGGAUCCAGGGAUGAAUUAUAUCGGUGAAGGCUCGUUACCUGUCCAUUAAUUUCUAUUUAUGAUGGUGAGGAAAAGAGGACAGGGAUCUCAAAAUUCAAAUUUUUUUGCUGUCCAUGUCCAACAGAAAAAUUAAAAGAUGGAUUCAUCUGAAUGCUGCAAAGUUCCAAAAGGUGAAAUUAUUAAAAGAAUUGAAAAGGUUUGUCUGGAUGUCUUGAAAAUGAUAGCAACGGGUCAACCACCAGUAUUGGAGCUUCCACGCUGUUCAAAUUGGAAUGAUGUUGUGUUCACAGAAAGUAUCAACUUUGAUCUCUCGCACAACUGCUCUGUAAAACGGGUAGCAUUUGCUAAGGCUCAAUCUGUCAAAAAAUUUGCUACGAUGCUGAAAAUUAUGAAAAUUAUAUACUGCCUGAUCCAAGAAAAUAGAUACUGUACAAAAAGAGAUAUCUAUUACCAGCACCCAGAGCUGUAUGGUUCCCAAGCUGGCAUGGAUAGGGUCAUUGACGACAUAGCCUGCAUGCUUUGGGUGCCCCGAUGGGAACUACACAUAGUGGCAACGUGUAAAGGUCUUGUGGCUGGAAAUCUCCAGUUUAAAGAUGAGCAAGGGGCUCUCACUGACUGUCGACAAACUAUAUCUGGCAUUCAGAUUGCGGCCCACUCCAAAGACAUGCAAAAUAUCCAAACCCAAGCCAGGUUUGUCCUAAUUGUAGAAAAAGAUGCGACUUUUCAGAAUCUGAUGACCAGCAAGUUUUGCGAAAAGAUGAAACAGUCCAUUCUGAUCACAGGCAAAGGUUUUCCUGACAUUGGCACUCGCCUCUUGCUGCGGAAGCUGUGGUGUCAGCACCAGCUACCAAUGUUUGCCUUGGUUGAUGCAGAUCCCCACGGGCUGGAAAUCAUGGCCGUCUACAAGUACGGCUCUCGGAACCAAGCAUUUGAAAGUCGUCAUUUGGCUGUGCCAGCUAUACAGUGGCUUGGAAUAUGGCCAGAGGAUAUUCAGAGGUACAGCAUACCAGAGACUUCUUUGAUACCAUUGUCAGAGGGAGACUUCAAGAAAGCUCAAGCUCUCAAGAAAAGGCCCUACUUCAAACAUGAUGUGGACAUACUUUCACAAAUUGAUCUGAUGCUUCAGAGUGGAAAGAAGGCGGAGAUUCAGUGCCUGGAUGCUAUCUCCUCGCUGUACCUGUGUGAUGUGUACCUGCCCUCGCGCAUACAGCUCAUGCUGCCCACUCAGACCCUUUGAGGUUGACAUCGGAUGACUUUUGACUUUUAUGAUCAUGAGAAAUUUACUGGUUGCAGACAUUCCUAACGGAACUGAGUAACUUUAACACUUUUGCUGCUUUAAAUAGAUGUUAGGAAAUACAGUCGGAAUUGUCCAAGAUGGCCACUCAUUGUCGAUUUUAAGAAAGUGGUUGUGAGAGACAGGCAGAGGUCUAAGAAAACAUCAUUAUAAUAGUAAAAAAAACAAGGGGUAGAGUGGAAAGUAACCUUUUGUACAGGUCAAAAGAAGCCACCAAAGAGAUGCUAAAAUCUGUAAACGUUUUCAACUUUCACUGUUUUGAAUUUCAAUAAAAAAAUCAAAUUUCUAUCGUCCA
This is a messenger RNA of Aplysia californica (California sea hare), 2970 nucleotides long. Its product is annotated as meiotic recombination protein SPO11. Gene Ontology annotation, molecular function: DNA topoisomerase type II (double strand cut, ATP-hydrolyzing) activity; ATP binding; DNA binding. Bases 1518 to 2618 code for a protein of 366 amino acids. Gene Ontology annotation, biological process: meiotic DNA double-strand break processing; meiotic DNA double-strand break formation; reciprocal meiotic recombination. The record is from RefSeq and is a predicted model, not a curated record. Gene Ontology annotation, cellular component: nuclear chromosome. The transcript is spliced from 14 exons. Lineage: Eukaryota; Metazoa; Mollusca; Gastropoda; Aplysiida; Aplysiidae.